GGUGAACAUAAAGGUCGGUUGAAACCCUAAGUUAGGAUUUUAAUUUUUAAACAUUAAACCGAAAGAAAUUUUGUGAUUAAAGGAGGAAUCGAAAACCUAAAAUCCCAAUCGGCGAGAGUGAGGUGCAAUGGGAGUGAUUAAAGAGGGUAGAGUAUCGGGCACGUUGCCCAACAGUGAGGCGUUUGCCGUGCACUAUCCGGGAUAUCCGAAGACGGCCGAUCGCGCCAUCCAGACUCUUGGAGGAACUGAAGGGAUUCUCAAGGCUCGUAGCUCGCUGACAAACAGAUUGGAGCUCCAUUUUCGUCCCGAAGAUCCUUUCUCGCAUCCCGCAUUUGGCGACCUUCGUCCCUGUAGCAAUUUGCUGCUUAGAAUAUCGAAAAAGAAGUGUUCUAAUGGGAAAACUACCGAAGCUUCUAGUAAGUUACAUGAAUGUUCAACAUCUGGAGUAACUGAUUCGGAAAAUACGGUACGGCCUCCUCAAGUUGAAGUGCAGAGGCCAGAAGAAGAAGAAGAAGGAACUGAGCUUUGUGCUGAUAUCGUUUCUCGUAUCUCGGAAGCAUAUAAUUUUGAUGGAAUGGCUGAUUAUCAGCAUGUUCUCCCGGUUCAUGCCGAUGAUGCCAGGAAAAGAAAGAGAAAUUGGGAGGAAGCGGAGGAGCCAUCCUUUGAAAAAGGUGGGUUCAUGGAUGAGGAUCAGGGGGAUGUGAUGAUGAUUUUGCCCCCGCUCUUUUCACCCAAAGAUAUUCCGGAGAAUGUAGUGUUAAGACCAUCAACCAUCUUAAGUUCAAAAAAGAAACAAGAGGGAGUUGUACAGUUUAGUGCGGAGGUUGACCUAGAGCCAGGCCUUGCAAUUGAUUUCAACAUUAAAGAGGUUCCUAAGACUGUGAACUGGGAAGAACUUAUAACCCAAGGCUCAGAGCAGUGGGAGUGGCAGAUGAUUGUAUCUAAGCUGUUUGAUGAACGACCUAUAUGGCCCAAGGAAUCAAUAACUGAGCGCUUGCUUGAGAAAAGUCUAAAAUUUAGCCAUUUGGUCCUUAAAAGGCUUCUACUUGGGGUUGCUUACUACUUUUCAAAUGGACCAUUUCUAAGAUUCUGGAUCAGAAAAGGAUAUGAUCCUCGCAAAGAUCCUGAAUCUCGCAUAUAUCAGAGAACUGAAUUUCGUGCACCUGAACCAUUGCGAAGCUAUGCAGAUGCUAGUGCAGCUAAUAACUUGAAGCAUAAGUGGGGAGAUUUAUGUUCUUUCCAAGUAUUUCCUUACAAAUGCCAUACAUUAUUUCAACUAUUUGAACUGGAUGAUGAUUACAUUCAACAAGAGAUAAGAAAGCCUCCGAAACUAGUAACAUGCAAUCCUAAAACAGGCUGGUUCUCAGAGUGUAUGCUUGAUUGCCUGAGACUUCGCGUAGCAGUAAGGUUCUUAUCAAUAUAUCCUGAAGCUGGUGCAGAAAGCAUAUUGAAAUCUUACUCCGAUGAAUUUGAGAAGUUAAAGAGAUCAUGCAUGUACAAGGAUGUCUUCAACUCUCAAGAAGAGCACCGGCAAACUAAUAAAGGUGAUGAAGAUAAAGAGAGACCCAAAAAUUCUGAUAAUGAGGAAGAUGAAGUUGAGGCUGAUGAUGAAGAGGAAUUGGAUAUGUAUGAGACACUUAAUCUUGAUGAUGAAAUCUCUUUGCAACCUGAUACAUAUUUAGAUAUGGAGAACAACUCUAGGACAUACUUGCAAGAGCUUUUUGGUAGCUUUCCAUCAACGGUAUCUGGUGCUGCUGAUGCUAUACAGGCAGCAGACGGUAGUGAUGGGGAAUAUCAAAUAUAUGAGCAAUUUAGUGAUAAUAACUACUCUGAUGAUGAUGACGAAGAUGAUGGUGAUGAUGAUGACGGUGGUGAUGACAACUAACAUUCGUAGCCCAGAAGUUUACAGAUGGGUGCUGCUGCUGAAUCAUUUGUAAAUUAAUUACAGGACAUGGACAUUUGUAAAUUAAUUACAGGACAAGGACAUUUGUAAACUAAUUAAAGGAGGCAAAAUGAAUUUCUUUUUUUCCC
Molecule: messenger RNA, 2031 nt
Organism: Hibiscus syriacus
Lineage: Eukaryota; Viridiplantae; Streptophyta; Magnoliopsida; Malvales; Malvaceae
Product: general transcription factor 3C polypeptide 5-like
Exons: 15
Coding region: 128-1885 (585 amino acids)
Biological process (GO): transcription initiation at RNA polymerase III promoter
Cellular component (GO): transcription factor TFIIIC complex
Source: RefSeq, a predicted model, not a curated record